AUGGAUUUUCUCACUCCAGUUUAUCUUUUAGCUGCUUUGCUCAUUGGAACAACACUUCAGUCAUCUUCUCCACCGAUCCUGAAUGAAGCAACAAUUUUCUCCGUUGGCUUUUUAGUGAUAGCAUUGUCUCUGUAUAAAAAGAAGAUAAAUAAAAUAGUUAAACGAGUAUCUUCAGCUCGGCUGCCUACUGCAUGUGGAUCAUUUGUUGUUUAUUGUUAUAAAUCAAUGUCGGAUGGAUUGGAGCAUGUCGCGAUAGUAAAGGGUGAGAUUGGCAAGGGAAAGAAUGUUCUUGUUAGGGUUCACUCAGAAUGCUUAACAGGAGACAUAUUCGGGUCUGCUAGAUGUGAUUGUGGGAACCAAUUGGAACUUGCAAUGAAACUAAUCGAAGAGGCCGGUAGGGGAGUAGUGGUUUAUCUCAGAGGUCAUGAGGGACGAGGCAUCGGGUUAGGUCACAAGCUUCGUGCUUAUAACUUACAAGAUAAUGGUCGCGAUACGGUACAAGCCAACGAGGACCUUGGUUUGCCUGUAGAUUCAAGAGAUUAUGGCAUUGGAGCUCAGAUUUUGAAGGAUUUGGGAGUUAAAACAAUGAAAUUGAUGACAAACAACCCAAUCAAGUGCAUUAAACUUAAAGGGUAUGGCUUAGAAGUUUCAGAGAGAGUUCCCAUUGUUACUCCUAUUACCAAGGACAACAAACGAUAUCUCGAAACCAAAGAAGCAAAGAUGGGGCAUCUUUAUAGCUUAGGGACUCAAAAUGCCAUAUAUUAAACUUAAGUGGCAUGUGAUCUUCUUCCAGUAUUACCGAUUUCAAAAAGACAUUGUUACUUUUAGUAGAUCUAAGAUACUUUGUGCUAGAUCAUGUUAUAAGCAUUGUUUAUGGGUUAUUUGAAUUUUUUUGGACAUCU
Helianthus annuus (common sunflower) is the source of this 902-nucleotide messenger RNA. Its product is annotated as bifunctional riboflavin biosynthesis protein RIBA 1, chloroplastic. Gene Ontology annotation, biological process: riboflavin biosynthetic process. The transcript has 4 exons. Gene Ontology annotation, molecular function: 3,4-dihydroxy-2-butanone-4-phosphate synthase activity; GTP cyclohydrolase II activity. The record is from RefSeq and is a predicted model, not a curated record. Gene Ontology annotation, cellular component: chloroplast. NCBI's taxonomy places the organism in Eukaryota, Viridiplantae, Streptophyta, Magnoliopsida, Asterales, Asteraceae. Bases 1 to 765 code for a protein of 254 amino acids.